AGCAGGAAUCCAUUCGAAAGACCCAUCGAACUAUACCCAUACCUUGCACAUGAGCCCCAUCCUUCACUCUUGAGUAUUUUGCAUUCGAUCGCUCUCACUUCCAACAGUACUCCCUCUUCUUCGUUCUUUCUCCUUUUUAAUUACAACCAAAGCUUGCAACAUACGAGCCAUGUCUAGACGAGGUGGGAGUGUCUACGAGGAGCGUGAUACCUAUAUCCGCGACGAGGCCCCGCGAUCAAGACCUCCACCAUCACGACCCCGCGAUCGAGAUAGCGUCUAUGAGGAGCGCGACACAUUUAUCCGCGAAGAGCCAGCAAGACGACCACCUGUGCAGGUCCGUGAACGAGACCGAGAUUAUGAAGAAAUCGACUUCAUCCGGCGGGAGAGGCGGGAACCCGAUCGUCGGUUGGAUUUCUUACGAGAAGAUUAUGGCAAAAACGAAGGAGGAACGCUGGUAGUGAGGGAGCGGGACAAAGAUAUUUUCAGCCGCCCGCUCGAACGCAGACCGCGAUCUCCAAGUCCCGUUAGAUAUCGGGAGAAGAUCAUAGAACGGGAGAGGGAGCGAUCAACUUCCCCACCUCCUCAACAACUUCGCGCACGAGUUAUUGAAACCCGGGAGAGGAUUCCAGUACGAGAACGUUCACCGUCCCCCGUUCGUUAUCGUGAGAGGAUCAUUGAGCGGGAACGGGGAAGAAGUCCUUCCCCAGUCCGCUCUGAGCGUAUUCGAAUCACCGAGACCCGCGAGGAGAGACGACCAUCCCGUAGCCCUUCUCCUUCACCAUCGCCUUCUCCCCCGCCCCCAAUUAUCCGCGCUCCCCCGAUCCACCAGGAAGUCAUUACCCAUCAUAGACACAUUGAUCAUGGUUAUGAAGUUCGCGCUCGCGUGCCUUCCCCACCUCCACCACCCCGCCGCAGCUCCCCUCCUCGCGUCAAAGAAACAGAUAUCGACAUCUACACCUCGCGGAACAACACCGAAGUUGAUAUCCACACAAAGAAUCGCUCUCGCACGCCCCAAGCCUCCCCCCAUGCCUCCUCGAACUCAUUACCACCACGCCGCGACAACUACUAUGAUGAUACCGUCAUCUAUGAACAAGAGCACGACAAGCUCAAGGUGCGCGAUAACAUGCUGUCGAUCAAUAGGCGGAGGAGUUUGAGUGCACGACCAGGUUAUAGACCCACAAUCCAUAUGGAUAUCAGGGAUGAUGAGAACGAGGCUGAUUACUAUAACCGAAAGAUGGAUGAGAGGGCGUAUAUUGGAGAAGCUUACAAUGGCGCCACGAAGGAUUGGUCCAUCGUGGAUGUCCCACCUGGAACAGAGAGGGUGAGGAUGGACGGUGUUGGAGGUGGGUCGGAGGAGAUUACCUGGCAGCGAUAUAACGGCGUUCGGAGAUCCAAGUUCAUUCCUCAACGGGAGCCUGAGCGGGAGCGGGAGAGGGUGGAGAUUAGAGAAGAUAGGAGGAUUGAGGAGCCGAGGAGAGAGAAUUCCGGGUUAGAGAUUCAGAUCUCAACUUCAAACCGACGACGAGAAGGUAGCGGGGUCUACGAGCGGGAGCGCGAAUACGAGCGGAUCGAGGAAUCUUCCGAUCGACGACUCGGCCCGCCGCGAGCCCCUAAGAAUCGAGUCGGUGAUCUCUGGACAGAAAUCACAAAGGAUCUCGUGGUGGCGGAAGCUAUCCAGCAACUCGGUUAUGACUACGAGGAGACAGAAUACUUUUUCUAUGUUCUUCAGUACCUACGUUAUGAAGACGUCCUCCAGCUAGUCAAACUCUCGGAGCAGAUCCGCCGUGAACGCCAAGAGCGGAUCCGCGAGAUCGAGCGAGAGCGCGCCCGCAUGGAGAAGAGGGAACGGGAACGCGAGGAGUGGGAGCGAAUCGAGCGAAGAAGAUCAAGGGCUCUACCGGAAUACGAAGAUGAGAGGAUCAUAGAGCGGGAGAUCAUAUACGAUGGGCGACGCCCGCCCCGUCGGUCACUCAGGUAAAUACCUACCACAUGGGAGGACCAUUGGAUAAAUUUGGUAAACGCGGAGUUUGAACGAAGAGAUGAUGGCGCUUGACGAUUGCUUGCAUGGUACGGCACGGCACGGCGGCUUUCUCCUAUUGUCACUUUUCUUCUUACCUAUUUUCUUUUGGAUUUCA
This is a messenger RNA of Amorphotheca resinae ATCC 22711, 2135 nucleotides long. RefSeq lists its product as hypothetical. The transcript has 3 exons. The record is from RefSeq and is a predicted model, not a curated record. The coding region runs from base 170 to 1978 and encodes 602 amino acids. NCBI's taxonomy places the organism in Eukaryota, Fungi, Ascomycota, Leotiomycetes, Helotiales, Amorphothecaceae.